UGUACAGGAGAGAGAGAGAGAGCGCGGGCUGACAGUGUGAGAGAAGGAGAGAGGGAGCGAGCGGCGGCUGGUGGUGGUGGUGUGUAGAUCAUGCGCCAGGCCUGCUGCUGCUGCCGGAGGAGGCUCGGUGGAGGUCUGCUGCUGCUGCUGGCCGUGUCCGUUGUGUGUGUCGGGGAUCCGUUCCUCGGCCCGAGGGGCAGAAGAUGAGCUCUGUGAUCGGGAGAAGAGCUGCUGGAGGAGGUGGAGGUGGUUUCUGCGGUUUACUGUUUGUCGUCCUUUCCUGUCUUCGGGUUCUGCAGGCGCAGGAUGAGAACCAGGUGGUGUUCUCUCUGGGGACGUUCCAGAACGUGAGUGUACCUGUGAAUGGGAGUGUGCAGGCGGUCGUGUCCCGAAUCCCUGCUGAUGUGGCCUUCAUCACACUGCAGUUUCACACUCAGCACCGCAAUGCUACGCUGUCUUACAGAAGUGUUCCAGUGUAUGGUUCUUCACUGACAGCAGUCGACUCCGGGCUUCUGUUUCUCCUCCUGCCCUCUCAGACUUCUCUCUCCUGCUACCUGCUGGCUCCUGAUGGAGAUCCUGUUGCAGGCACUGGUGUUCUGCUGCCUUACACAAGCGCUGAUCCUGUUCCUGGGGCCUGUAAUCUGGAGUUCCCUCUGGAAAAUGACCCAAACAUUUACCUGCGGUACAACCUUUUUGAGACAACCAUUCGCUUUUCUGCUGCUAACAUUGGACAUGAAAGAGGUGUCUCUCCCCCUGCCUGUGAUGUGGAUACCGGCCCGGGCACUCGCUGGCGGUUAGAGUACGAUGUGUAUCAGUACUUUCUCCCUGAGAAUGACCUAACAGAGCAGAGCCUGAUCAGCAGCAUGGAGAGGGCUGCCAUUGUGUCCAGCAUGAUGGAAAAUGGGAGAAAGUUGAUGACCUUGUCCUCCAGGGACAGCACUCAAGUGUCCUUCAAUUCCAUCCCGGGACAGGGUGUUAUAUACUCCAUUAUAGUGAGAGACCCCCUCACCAACACCUCAGCUUCAUACAUCCCUGUUCACACCUACGCCUGCAGCUUCAACUCCACUCUAGAUGGCUGCACUACGUUAGGGAAAAUAUCCACCAAAGUUUUUUUCACCAUUGCAGGACUUGCAGGACUCUUUGUAUGUUUCUUAGGGCAUCGUUUUUUCAAAUGUGAGCUGUUCUGCAUGGGUUUUGGCUUUGCAGCUUUCUUCUUCUUCGUGCUGAUCACAAGAACCACCAUGCUGGAUUACAACAUUCGUCUGACGCUGACAGCAGUGAUGGGCGUGGUCGGGGGUGUGAUCUUGGUGAUGACGUGGUGGCGCUUCGGUUCAGUGAUGGCGUGUGUCGUGGUGGUCGGACUCAUUCUUGGAUUUCUCGUCUCAUCAAUUGUCUUCUUCACACCACUUGGUGACCUGGCCGUCUUUCGUAAUGACGUGGUGUUCUGGGGGACGUUCAGCUGCAUUGUGCUGGUUGUGCCCCUCUUCUUCAUACGAUUUCCAAGAGAGGGUAAUAUAAUCACAUGUGGAGUGGUGGGUGCAUAUACAGUUGUUCUGGCUGUGAACGCUUACACCUACACCAGCCUGUCCUACAUCACUCUGGAUGUCCUCAAACGUCUUCUCAACAACAACUUCAGCAGAGCCUUUAUCACAGUGCCUCUGCAGAAUAUAGAUUUCAUCAUGAUCACAGUAUGGGUGGUUCUAGCUGUCUCGGGCAUCGUGGUGCAGCUCUACAGGGAACGCUCGCGACCCUUCUUCCCACCCAGCCCGUACGUAAUGUGGUGCCAGGAGCGAGAGCGGCGGAAGACCAACGUGCUGGACCCGAGCCACCACACUCCCGCCUUCCCCGCACGCCUCCUGGCCCGCCUUCGCCAGCUCACUCGACCUGCUGAACCUGCCGGCGAGCGCACGCCCCUCCUGCUCUGAUCACCUCUGUCUUUCACUGAGAGAACAUACUGUGGAAGAUCCACUGAGCUCAUACUCUAUUCCACUGCUGGAUGAGGACAUGAGGAUGAGUGGUGAAGACAGGAGGACGGGUCCUUCAAAAAGACCCAAAAGAGGCAGGAGGUCCUGCCAGGCUACCAGACCAGGAUACACUCCAUUCAGUUGCCUGCACACGUACACACAUACACAAAUACACACGCUCCUUGACUGUGCUACCAAAUUAGACCAUCUGAAGAAACCAGAAAAUUUCAGAGAAUUCCAGGUCAUAGCUUGUCUGUGGGCUGGUUGGUCACCUUGGUACGAUUUUGGUCAGCACCCUAAACCAUUAUCUUCAUGGUGAAUUGUGAGAAAAUGAAAACUAAUUGUGUACCAACAGACACAAAUUCAAAUGUUUUAUAUGGAAAAUGGCAAAUGGAACAUGUUUAAGGACUGGGCUGUUCCUAAAAUAAGGGCUUUGAUAGACUAAGUGGAGUCUUAAGUACAAGUCCAAAGGUUUGACCUUUUUCCAUGGCAGAAUAAUUAAGGUUGCUAAGGUUGUUUUUAACCCUUUUUUUUCUUCAUUCUAAAAAGAAAACUACCUAAAAACAGCUUCACUCAUCUUACUAUGGUGAUGAGCUUGUCUCAGAUCAUUUUUAACUUUGUUAACUCUUUACCUAUUUACAGAAAAAUAUCCCUUCAGAGUAUCUAGAUAUUUUAAAGCAUUUAUGUUACUGUUUAUAUCUUUAUAUUUGUACAUAUUUUACUAGAGAUGAGUCUCCCAAAAGCACAGAGUUCACUGUUAGAAAGGAGGGUGAGAAUCACUUUGUACACUCUCGAGUUCUCUCAGUCUUAACACUGUGAUGCUUUUGGGCCUAGUUUAACCUUUUCACUUUUGUGUUUUUUGUCUCAGAAUGCUCCUGCUUAGCCUGCCAGCAGUUGUUUUUUAAAGGGGCUGUAUCACGGGCAACUUUCAAAAGCAGCCAAAACAGACCAAAGUCCAGAAUGAAGAACGUGGAGGGUUUUUCCCGUCCAGUUGCCUUUUUUUUAAACCAUUUCUGGAGUCUAGAGAAGUCUUAUUGUUUUGAUUUAGAUUGUGCCACCAAAAUCACCUGCCUGAUUAUAUGGACUGUGCCCACAUAGUGACGAGGUUUUAUAAAGCAGAUUAACUGCUGAAUUCUCAAUAGAGCUAUUCCUGGAUUGAGAUGACCUGAGGCGUCUGUCAGUUAACUCUCCUGAUAACUGUGGAUCCUGCAGGUAAACUUCAUUUCAGGAUGAAAUUACUUUUUUAGCCUUUGUACCUUUUACCUUGUUACACGAGAGGCUACAGUUAACCUCUACUGAUUAUUUUUGUUUUGACACACUAUUGUUUUUGUGCACCAAGUAGAGUAGUUAAUUUUAGUUUUUAUGUAAACAUAAACAUUGUAGCAUUGUACUACUGUUUAAUUGUCAUGUGGGACUGAUGAUAAGGCUGUUUGUUCUUACUGCAGAAAUUUGCACAUCCUGGAGAUUAUUGGGAAGCUAUAGAGAUAUAUUAUAACCACUUGAAUGUUAUAAGGUCCCGUUUCCCCCUGCUGAAUGUUUUAAAAGGCACUUAUUUAGAGGAGAAUGCUGGUUCACUUCUUAUAACUCUGAAAAGUUCUCUUCAAAUGUCCAGAUUUGAAGAUCUGAAAUGUAGAAUUUGAUUACAGGAAAGUGGAAUGGGGAAAUGAAUAUAAUCACUGCCAGUCUAUUAAUUUAUAUACUCAUUUAUAUGUUCUAUAUGGUCCCUUUGUAACUGCCACUUUAGAUGUACUGUUCGAGGCCUUGAUUUAUUUGGGUGCCAACUUUUGUCCUCUCAGGGUUUUUGCAAUAAUACCACUGAAUGGCAUGCCACCCUAAUUUAAACAAAGUCUAUUUUUGCUCUCUCAGAAAUACAGACAGCAAUGUUGUAGCUUCAAACAAACUGCCUACAGCAACAACAUCUCGCUUGAAUUUUCUGUCCAAGCUGAAAUUACAGCGUGUCAUUGUCAUUUAUGGCUGUAAUUUUUGUAGGUUUAUUUUCUUUUCUUUUUGUUCCAAAAUGUAUAACAUUUAUGGGUACCAAUUUAAAAUAAGACUACCUUUAUAAAGGGUUUAAAAAUUUAUCACAAUUAGUUUAUUGAUGGUUACUAAUUAGGUUGUAAAAGCCUUAAAAAUCAUUAAUAAUCAGUUAUAACACAUAGAAAGGGCAUCAAUGAUCUGUUGUUUGUCAAAUAGUGAACCCACAGCCGUCUUUAUUGUUGCCCUUUCUAUGUAUGUGUUAUAACUGAUUAUUAAUGAUUUUUAGAGCAUUUACAGCCUAAUUAGUAAUCAUUAAUAAACUAAUUGUAAACCAUUAUAAACCCUUUAUAAAGGUAGUCUUAAUUUAAAGUGGUACCCAUUUAUGUUUCAAAUUAUUUUGUAAUACCUGAAUGUAAUAAAGUUGUAAAUGUUACAUGUAUCUUGACUUUCUGUAUCACUCUGUUUAUGUGACACAGUUUGUGUAAAUUGAGUUCAGUCUGCUACUGGACAUGGUUUCACUAUCAAAACUACAUUAACAAUCUUUGUCUUAAAGAUUAAAUUCCUCAUAUUAUCCUA
This is a messenger RNA of Astyanax mexicanus (Mexican tetra), 4517 nucleotides long. It is a transcript of the gene tm7sf3, whose product is annotated as transmembrane 7 superfamily member 3. Lineage: Eukaryota; Metazoa; Chordata; Actinopteri; Characiformes; Acestrorhamphidae. The transcript is spliced from 12 exons. The record is from RefSeq and is a predicted model, not a curated record. Bases 204 to 1925 code for a protein of 573 amino acids.